AUGUGGAACUACUGGCUACCUUUCCGAGGAAGUCCCAAAUAUGAAAUAAGAUCGCGACCCACUGAUGCGGGUACAUUUGAUAUCAUAUUGGACUUUCAGCCUACACCCGUCCCUCGAGUAGCCAGUGCAAGAGAACAAGAUAUGGAGAUAUAUGAGAAGAGAAAGGGGCACGGAGUAACUAGACGAGCAGCAGAGACAAACAGCCAAUUAAAAGGACAACUUGGUAGGAGGUUCCCAUUUCCACCUAUCCUGGCUGACCGGUCAGUUGGAUUCUAUCCUAUAAAUAGAUCCAAGGUAGAAAAGUAUUUCUAA
Molecule: messenger RNA, 312 nt
Organism: Helobdella robusta
Lineage: Eukaryota; Metazoa; Annelida; Clitellata; Rhynchobdellida; Glossiphoniidae
Exons: 4
Coding region: 1-312 (103 amino acids)
Source: RefSeq, a predicted model, not a curated record